CCCCGUCGGAUGUAAACGUAUUGUUAUGACAAAAUGCGAAUAAAACGUUUCUCGUGGGGUUUUCCGAUUUUUGGAUAAAACGAAGGUGCUUUGUGGCAUGAUAUCUCUUUCUCUGUUUUCGUUUUCGAUUCAAUAAACGCCCACGGUACGCGUUGGAUGCAAACUGUUGAAUGUGUUUUGGGCUUAACCUAAACGAAAUCUGGUACACCGAAUUCCGCGCGACACAACAAAGCCGUGUGUUGUAUUCAUUCUGGAAUAGCAUUCUUCCUUCCUCGAUUGACAAAUCUUACAAACUCAAGCAAAGAUUAUUGGGACAUCAGGUGUCAAUAAUGGCAGAUGAACAGCAACAAUUUUUUCUUAAAUGGAAUGAUUUCCAAUCUAAUAUGGUAUCGUCGUUUAAACAUUUACGAGAUGAAAAAAGUUUCACGGAUGUGACGUUAGCUUGCGAUGGUCAGACCUGUAAAGCACAUAAGAUGGUGUUGUCUGCCUGUAGUCCUUAUUUUAAGUCUUUAUUAGAGGAAAAUCCGUCCAAACAUCCCAUUAUUAUUCUAAAAGAUGUAGCGUACAGCCACCUCCAAGCUAUUUUGGAAUUCAUGUAUGCAGGAGAGGUUAAUGUUUCGCAGGAUCAAUUGCCUGCGUUUCUUAAAACUGCCGACCGACUCAAAGUUAAGGGGUUAGCAGAAGCACCAGGUGCCAUUAAGAGAGAGGGUUAAAAAUUGCACUUAUAGUUAUGGAUUUUGGGAAGCGUGCGGACUGAAAAAAAGAGUGUAAUAAUGUAAAGUGAUCGCGUAAAGACAUAUACCACACACUAUAAGAACACACGCUAUGCGUGCACAACUCAGUGUCCUCUGGUUCAUGACUUGGAUCAACACACGGCGACAAUGUAAAUUAUGCCUUUUCUUAAUCUCAGUUAAUGUUAACGUUGUAUUGAAUGUAUGUAUACAAAUAUGGUAGAGAUGAAAUGUUGAUGUUUGUCUUGAAUCCAUUGCGCCAUAACGCGGUGGCGGCAAUAACAUUGAUUAUUUUUUUAAAACAAAGUGCUGCAAAAAAAAAACUAAUAAGUGGGUCACGAUAGUUUACAAUACAUGCUGACCGUGGCAGUUUUGUGGAUCAAACGGAAAUGUUAACAAACAUCUUUACGACUACCUGUUUUUUAAAAUGGAUCUACCGACUCGCUAUACUUUCAUAUCGGUGGUUUCAUGGUAGAUCUAUUCGCAAGGUAUCGAAAUUUCUGGAAUCCGUACCAAAUGCUAGCCGAGCCAAAUAUUUUUUUAUCGCUUCUCUUAUCAAUCGAGAAUCGGACAAUUUUAUUUUGCAAUCGUUUUCAGAGAACGAAAUGAACAAGGGUUGUUAUUUCGUGCUAUUUACUUUUUAUUCUUUUUCUAUAAGGUUUUGCCGAUACAGUCGGUCGAAUAAUACCGUCAUUGUUUACUGACAGAUUUAUUGGUAUCGAUUCGCACGAAAUUUGGAUCGUAUCGUGAUUAGAUCUGCAACACCCCCGGUAAUCACUUUGAAGAAUGUUAAAUCAAGUUUACUGGAAGUUGUAACAUGCGUGUCAUGUGUUGCUCUCUUUUGUUGUCCACGUUGUUUUGGUAAAUCGUGUCGUUUCUCUCUGUGGAGUGUUCGCAAUCGGAACGGAAGAAAAUGAUUUCACACGUUUAAAAUCUUCUCCGAUACCGGUUACUUCUUCUAGUGAUCAUGAUUUUUUACUUAACCAAAUACUGCCAGUAUUUGUACCGGCGUAUUCACAAUAUUACCGAUAGACCAAAUUUAUUUAUGAUAAUAAUAUAUUAAGGGUUGAAUGUCUUAAAUCGAGGGAAGGUUAUUGUAAUAUAAGCAAAGCAAAUUUUUGUAAAGUCGGAGCGCACAGUUCCUUUCCCCUCCCAAAGAAUCAGGAUAAUCAGAGAGGUUUGCAUACAAAACAAAAUGUCAGGAAACAUUAUCGAGUCAAGAACAUGCAUUAACGCUCGAUUUACGCAAGCCAUCCUAUUAUUUAUUAUAUACAAAAAUUUGUCCAAAAUCCUUUUUUUAUAUUCUCAUUUUUCGAAAGUAUCGACGUUUCGUGCGAGCUUGCAGACCAUAUUGUCUUUCCCUUCACUUUUCUUUCACUUUUUCGAGUAGAACACAAAUUUUCAUUCUUGACUCUAUUCACAUUUUCUCGCGCAAUGAAUCGUUUUAUUCUUCGAUCGAAAUCACUUUCAGCGCAACUCACGAUUCCCGCGAAUCUCGAAUAUUAUUAUUACGUCCGAUGCGAUGGAUAUGUUUUCUUCUACCAUGUGUAUCACGGUAUCUGUACUCGUCAAUUUAACGAGCACGAGUUGUUCUACGACACCGAACGUCAAUUUACCGUUGCCGAUUCCGUGUCCUAGACUUCGAGAACACCUUGGAAACAAAUCAACGGUGAACAGGAAUUUUUUUUUGUAGCGUAGCUUUUAUUUAAUUUUGCGUCGGAUGUUCUUGUGAAUAACAUCGUGAUUGUACGAUUAUUAGAAAGCAGCGAGUUUUAAAUAAAAAAAAAAAAGAAAGAAAGAAUCGCCCCUUGUCGUCGCAAGGUUUGAACGAGUCUAAUAACAACCGUUGUUGCAACUAAGAAUGACGAAUGUACGAAAUGGGACCAGCAGCAACUAAAUCGUCAUGGUAAUUGGAAUUGACUUUAUCAAUUUUCGUUAAGAGCCAGGUAUAGCGAGUCAGAAAUAUUCUUUCUACCUCCACUGGUGAUUUAAACUGUUAAUAUCCUUCUAGGACAAACAGGAUCCUCGUAGAUAAAAAUCUACACUGUAUCGAGCUUUUUAAAAAAUAAUAGUACGAUACAACGAGAAUAGGAAUUUAAAUAAAACGUGAACAAACGCUCACGUACUUAUAUUCAUACGGUGAAUACUGAACAGAAUCAGCAUUUUAAUAGUCUAUACUUUGUUGUGCCAUGUUUUUUGUUGUACCGAGUUGUUAUUUUUCAUAGAAGCUUAUACGGUGUAUAUAUACACGAGGAUCCCGCAACAUUUUAGUAUAUAAGUUUGAAGUUAACAACGGAGGUAGCAGAAAUAUUUCCAUCGACUCGCUCGGUACACACGUUUCUUUUUGUCCAGCGAAACACGUUUCCAACGCGUAUCAAUUUUUACUCGUUUACUUUUUUACGAGCAAAAACGUAAAGUUAAAAGUAGAGUCUUCACAGUCAUCCGAUAGCAAGUCAUGCAGAUAUGAGAAAGAAAAAAAAAAGGAAAAAAUGAAAGAAAUGACGAUCCGUGUCUAUUCUCAGUAUUUAAGACAGCCUUUAACGUUAAGACGGUUGGGUUCAGUUCCUACAAUGACACGUUUAUCGGGCAUUUGGUGGUUGAUAUGCGAAUUGUACCGUGUGUAUUUGCUGAACUGCAAAGUUGAGAUAUAUACAUUUUAGAGUAGAGUAAAAAAAGUGUUAUACGAGUGAUCGAUUCGAGAUAAGUUCGCAAACUUGUUGAUAAGCCUUCCUCACACGUUCUCCCCUCCCAUCUUCCCGUUUUGCGUGCGUUAUUUUUUUUUUUUUUUAGUCCCUUUUAUCUGGACCGAUCAGCGAGAUCUAUUGGUUUGCCGAAGUUGUUAUCGACGAAUCUCUCAUUCCUUAUUUUGUACGCGAAAUUCUAUAACGUCCUCCCCCUCCUCAACCCCUCUCCUUUUUUUUGAACGACAAUAUAUCAUUACUUUUUCUAAUUAUUAUGACUCGAUGAUGAUUACGAUUACAAUAUGACGAUGUUGAGAUAUGAAAUAAAUUGUGUAAAUAUA
Molecule: messenger RNA, 3753 nt
Organism: Hylaeus volcanicus
Lineage: Eukaryota; Metazoa; Arthropoda; Insecta; Hymenoptera; Colletidae
Gene: lolal
Product: longitudinals lacking protein-like
Exons: 4
Coding region: 171-713 (180 amino acids)
Biological process (GO): regulation of transcription by RNA polymerase II
Cellular component (GO): nucleus
Molecular function (GO): protein binding
Source: RefSeq, a predicted model, not a curated record